Molecule: messenger RNA, 1024 nt
Organism: Cynara cardunculus var. scolymus (artichoke)
Lineage: Eukaryota; Viridiplantae; Streptophyta; Magnoliopsida; Asterales; Asteraceae
Product: protein YIF1B-B-like
Exons: 5
Coding region: 84-893 (269 amino acids)
Biological process (GO): endoplasmic reticulum to Golgi vesicle-mediated transport
Cellular component (GO): Golgi membrane; endoplasmic reticulum membrane; endoplasmic reticulum-Golgi intermediate compartment
Source: RefSeq, a predicted model, not a curated record
CCAAAUUUGAUCAGAUCUGCUCCUCGUCUCCUUCGUCGCAUUGCAGGGGGAACCGCAAGAUUCCGCCAUUCCGGUCCUUUAAUAUGUAUGAUAAUCUUGGAAACCAGCCCGGGUCGGCAAGAACACCAUCGAGUGCUCAACCAGUUCCUUUUGGCAAUGCAUUUUAUGGUGCCAGCUCAGGGCUUAUUAGAGGUGGACUCGGUGCUUAUGGAGAAAAAAUCCUAGGUUCAAGCUCUGAGUAUGUGCAAAGUAAUAUUAGUAGGUACUUCUCCGAUCCACAAUACUACUUCCAAGUCAACGACCAUUAUGUGAGGAAUAAAUUGAAGGUUGUUCUUUUCCCAUUUCUACACAGGGGGCAUUGGACAAGAAUCACAGAACCAGUUGGCGGUMGGCUAUCAUAUAAGCCCCCGGUUUACGAUAUUAAUGCUCCCGAUCUUUAUAUUCCACUAAUGGCUUUCGGUACCUAUGUUGUUCUUGCUGGAUUCUCAUUGGGUUUGCAAGGGAAGUUUAGCCCAGAAGCUGUGAACUGGCUUUUCAUGAAAGGGUUGGUUGGUUGGUUUCUACAGGUUUCACUACUCAAAAUGUCGUUAUUUUCAUUAGGCGGUGCAGAGGCACCUUUACUAGAUAUCGUUGCAUACGCUGGGUACGGUUUCACCGGAUUAUGCCUUGCUGUCCUUGGAAAAAUCAUAAUGUCCUACUCUUACUACUUCUUGAUUCCGUGGACAUGUUUAUGUAUGGGAAUCUUCUUGGUGAAAACGAUGAAACGAGUCCUUUUCUCAGAGGUUAGAAGUUUCGAUUCUAGCAGGCAUCAUUACCUUUUGCUCUUCAUUGCUUUAGCCCAGUUCCCACUCUUCAUUUGGCUCGGAAAUAUCACCGUUAAUUGGCUUUUUUAACAAGUGUAACAUUUAAAAGAUUAGUCAUUUUUAUUAGGUCACAUGAAUAAUCUUUAAAUGAUCUAAAAUUUAUGUAUACAAUUUGGAAUCUAUAGGAGAAGAUUCCCUAAAGAAUUCUACCUGUUAUAACU